Messenger RNA from Malassezia vespertilionis, 6792 nucleotides. It is a transcript of the gene TAO3, whose product is annotated as Cell morphogenesis protein PAG1. Bases 1 to 6792 code for a protein of 2263 amino acids. NCBI's taxonomy places the organism in Eukaryota, Fungi, Basidiomycota, Malasseziomycetes, Malasseziales, Malasseziaceae. Gene Ontology annotation, biological process: cell morphogenesis. The transcript has a single exon. Gene Ontology annotation, cellular component: cell cortex; site of polarized growth. The record is from RefSeq and is a predicted model, not a curated record.
AUGGACGCAGAGUCCCAGGUGGUGAUCCCUGACCUGGACGAUGAGAAUUUACUGGAUGGAUUUGAGAUAGACUAUCCGAAUGGGAUUCAUAGCCCCAGUGGAUCGCAGGCCGCGGGCCGCAUGUCGCCCUUUGCCGACGAUGCAUUCUCGCCCAGCGGCCUGUUCCGCACUGCGCCACGCACGCGCACGGGCGGGUCAGGCUCGAUGCAGUACGACGACAGCGCAUCGAUCAUAUCGAAAUCGUCGUUUCGCUUUGGCGGCUCGAUCUCGAACGCGAUGCAUUCGCCCACCAGGGCAACGGAGCGUGGUCCUACGACACCCUUCUCCUUCCCGGUAAAGAAGCCGUCGUUUGCGUCGCUGCGUGCGGCGAUCAAAGGACAGUCGACGCCCAACAAAGACGUGCCGGACCCCAUGUCCCCGUCAUUCUUCGCGCCUGCGCUUGAGCAAGAGUCGCGCCGCGGCGCACGGACGGUGCCGCACGAUAUUACAGCCGUUUCUUCGGGCCUUGCACAGGCUACAGGCAUGCGAGGCACCUCGCGCUGGCACAAGAAAUCAAGCAGCCAAACGAGCGUGGCGCCAACGGAAGCGGAUGUAUCGCUGGGCAUCACCAUUCCCUCGCGCAGUCCUUCGCGUGUACGGCCCAUGCAUGCACACCAUGGCUCUGCGCUUUCCGAGUACUCGUUGGACGGCUUUAGUAUGGCCUCGCCCGCGAGUGCGUGCGGCGCGCAAAGCGCCGACGGGCUUUCUUCGCCCUACCGCGACACGCCCCCUGCUCCCACUGACGCUGCUGGCCAGCUGCGCACGCCCAUCGUGCUGGCGCUUGAGCAAGUCGUGCGGCGCUUUGCCGCCGCCGCGAGUCGUGCGUUGGACGCGGUGAUGUAUGCGAGCCACGACGAGGAGCUCUUGCGCGUCCUCUUCCCCACAAGCGCCGAUGCCGCCGUGUUUGACGAGGUGCUCGGCGCAUUUUCGCACAUUGCGCAGCACAACAGCGCGCUCGUAAUUCGCCAUCUGCUCUCCUGGCGCGCGAUGGCCAUGGACCAGGGCCGCGCUGUAGUACGGCGCCAGCCGAGCGAGUCGACCAUCAACAGCGCGUCGAGUGGCUCGGACGACGCAUUGCAGCGGCGCAAGGCGCUCACCGUCACCUACUUGGUGUGCCGUGCACUGAUACGCGCCGUCCCGCCGCGCUCCACCGAUUUGAGCGAUGCAUUCAGCGAAGAGUUCCUCACGCUCCUCUUUCAGCUCCUGCACCUCUGCUCGAUCGAGCGCGAGAACGAGCGCGGGGGCUUGACGCGCCUGCACGCGACGCUCCAGCAGCACUGCUUUGAUACCGUGGCGCGCCUCCUUGGCGAGCUAUCGCGCGUCCGCCUGCAGCCCAUCGGCGCCCACUUUCUCUCGAUACUGCAGCAGUCCGGCGCGAUCCAUGUCACGCGCGAUCGCGAGCUACUCACGGAAGCGGCGAUCCUCGGCAUGCGGUACAUGCGCAUCACCGUGUACCCCAUGGAAGAGUUUGAGCAAGGCGCGGAGCUGUUUGCAGCGCUCAGCCGCUUUUUCGCAAACUCGCACGGCUACCGCAUCAAGCGCGCGUUUGCGCGCGUCUUGUGCGCGAUGCUCCUGCCGGUAGCCAAGACGGCGUCUGCAGAGCUGCACCACCCCCUCUGGGUGAAUGCAGUGGCGGCACUGCUCCCCAAAGCCCAAAGCAUGGCCGGGAGGAACCGGUACUGGAACGUUGCGUUUCCCCUCUGGACCGCUGCGCUGUGCGCCGCACCCCCCGACACGCUGCUCGCACAGUGGAGCGCGUGCCUCGACAUGGGCCACGCGCGCCUCAAAGAGCGCAGCAGCCGCGCGACUGUGCUCCAGUGCGCCACGCAGCUCUUUUGGGCCUAUUUGUUCCGCUGCCACGAAGGCACGAAUCCGACCACGCGGCGUUUGGAUGCCUUUUUCCACGCAUGGCUCCCGUCGCAGCGCGGCGGCAUUGCGCCCUCGGACACGCACUUGGAUCCGUACGUGGCCAUGCUCCACUACGCACUGUACCGCCAGUUUGACUAUACCAAGCCCCUGCUGCUCGCGCUGCUGUGCCAUGCCGUGCUCGAAAACAAGUCGGUCGUGCACCAGCCCGAGAUUUUGCAGCCGACCAAGAUGCGCAUCGCAAUUCGCGCCAUUGCACGCACGCUGCACUGCUACGUAGAAGGCGAAACGCCCUCUUUUCCGCUUACUGACGACCCCACAAGCCUCGCCAUGCUCGCGCCCAUCUCCCAGGGCGACGCGCCGAGCGCCCCGAUCGCCUUUCCGACGGCGCCCGCGCGCGACGCACAAGCGACAUUCAACGAGCUCAUCAGCCAGAUUGCGCUGAUCAGCGACUACCAGGUAAAAGACGUGAAUGUGUUUGACGUGCGUGUGCCCAUCGCGCGCGGCACAAACGUCCCGGCCACCCCCGGCGAUAAAAGUGCGCAGGACCGCGAGCACUAUGUGCUGCGCACGCACGCACACGGUGCAUUUACCGUGGUCUAUCCCCGCGAGCAGCAGGCGUACAUGGAUCUGCUGCGCACCUGCUUUGAUACCUGGCCGCGGUGCUUUUCUUCCGCGCUCACGCUUCCCACGGUCAUCUCGAUGCUCUUCCGCGCGCAGUACAGCGCCGAGCCCGCGCUGCAGCGCGCAAGCGCCGCGGCGCUCCUGCGUAUCGCCCACGCCGACCCACUCAACGUCGUGCGCGCGUACAUGCGCUGGGCCUUUCGCCAGGACGGCUUUGUGUGGGAGCUUGUGCCGCACGCCGACGUGCUCCUGGAAAAGAUGGUACAGAGCGCGCGCUUGUUUAUCGAGCUCCUCGAUACUUGGUGGUCGCACUACAAGCGCGCCGAGCAGGACGGCCAAGCGCGCGAGACGCUCGACGAGAUCGAGGCGUGUGCCAUGUACCUGCUCUGCACGCCCCAUGCUGCGCUCCGCGACCAGGCCAUCACUGUUUUGCGCCUGGUCACCGUCAUCCACCGCGAAACGGGCGACGCGCAAAAGACGCUGCGCAUGGUACACUUCCUCGAGCAGGAUGCCUCUGCGUACCUCGCUGCCGACGACGCCGAGCUCGGCGCGUCGCAGCGCGCCAAGAUCGAGCGCUGGCGCGCGCCGGUGCCGCUGCACCACCUCGCCGUCGCGGCUGAUACACUGAGCCACUCGCUCUGGCUGCACGCCUGGCCCCGCGUCCUGGCUGACUUUGCAGCCGCGGCGCCCGAUACCACGGCGCUAUUCCACGCACACGUCGCGAGCCGCAUCCGCGGCAUGGACCAGCAGCUGCGCCAGCAUCCGCCGCCAAGCGACUCGAUCGUGCGCGUGUUCUGGAGGACAUACAUCAUCUCGGUGUGUGCGACGGCGCCCGCGGACGGCGCGCAGCUCAUCACCAUGCUCGUGCCCUACCUCGACGAUGCACAGCUGCGCAGCACCGUCGCCACUGCGCUCGGCUGCGUGCCGCAGCCGCUGUACAUUCCUCUUCUCGAGGCCAUCGGGCCACAGGCGAUGGCGUGGAGCGCGACGUGCAUGGAGAUCGCGCGCAUCUUCUUCCUCACCGCACCGCGCAUGCCCGCCGAAGCCGCGAGUCACGUCCAGAUUUGGAUCCAGCACACGCUCGGCCUCCUGCACACCGAAGGACCCGCGCUCGAGGUGUGCCAAAUGCGCCGCUACUUUAGCGCGGUCCUCGCGCAGUACCUCGCCGUGCUGGGGCCACGCAUGGACGCGUGCGUUUCCUUGGAGAUGCGCGUGCAUCUCUUUCCCAUGGUCCACGACUGGUGCACGAUCGAGCACGGCUCGCGCCUCGCCGCACAGCUCGCCGCCGCCGCCGAGCACACCGACGUGCAGCACCGCGAGCAGGCCAUUGUGCAGCAGCGCCAGCAGCUGCACGUACUGGCCAUGUACGCCGAGCGCGCACUCGCCGCGCUCUGCGCGGGGCCGCUGGCCAAGGACGACCUCGCUUUUGAUACCCCCGCCGUGCUCGCAUGGAUCGGCACGCUGCUAGCGUCGCCGCAUCCCACGUCGUGUGCGCGCGGCCAAGACACCGUGCGCGCGAUGCUCUUGCACAACCCCGGCUACGCGCCGCUCCUCGACGGCGUCCUUGCGCAGUCGUACCGCGACAUCGGCACGCCCAGCGCGUCGCGCACCAUGUUUGCCGUGCUUGCGCAGGAGCGCGGCGCACAGCUGCUGGAUGGCCAAGCGCUCGCCAUUGCCCUCGUGCAGCUGGGCCACGCCGAGGCCGCGAUGCGCGCACACGCACUUGCCCUGCUCGACGCGCGCGCGCCGGCACUUGCGAUGCCGCACGCCGUGCGCGCGACAAGCGCGCAGCCCUCGGCAUACCUCGACGCACAGCGCGCCAUUGCGGCGCUCGCGGCCGAGCACCACGCGCCCGCGCGCGAAGCGAUUGUCGGCGAGCUUGUCGUGCGCAUGGCCGAGAUGCCGCACGGAUCGCACGGGCCGCUCCUGUCUGUGCUCGCGCCGUGGCUUGCACACACGCCACUCUCCCUUGCGCCGCUCGAGUCCGUGUCGGAGGAGAAGCCGUACGUACAGGACACCUCGCUGCACCUCUUGCCGAGCACCUUUGCUCUGCUCACGAACCUGGCCACGCUCACGCUGCUGCACUGCAGCGACUACCCCAUGCAGGUGCGCACGAUUUGGGAGUAUCUGCUCGGGACGUCGCACCGGAACGCGAGCGUGCUGACCUCUUUUCUUCUCCACAGCACGCUCCACUUCCAGCACACGCGGCUCCUUGCCACCGCACAGUACAUUGUAGCGUGCAUCGACGAGAAGAACAUUCGCGCGGCGCUCCUGUCCAAUCUGUGUGCGCACCUCGCGCCGAGCGCCAUGAUCGUCCAGCGGGGAAGCCCUGUGGUCGCGACGCCGCCCACGUCGAGCAUCGCGCGCAUCGAGCGCCACAUUCCCGCGCAAGCGGCCGUGCUCUGCCCCGCGCUCGUCGCCUUUCUCUUGCUGAGCGAGUGUGUGUCGCACGACGACGCACUUAUCGCGAAUCUUCCCCGCGUGCUCCACGUCCUGUGCGUGCACCUCGACGGCGUCCCCAACGGACUGCAGCGCGCGGUGCGCCACGCCGCCGAGCAGAUCCUCCGCGCGGCCGGGCAAAACAAUUCCGCGCUCCACGCCGCACUCGCGGCCGUGCACGAGGCCAUGGCGCACAAGGAGGCGCCCGCGCGCCAGCACGUCGUCCACGCGCUCCUCGCACUGGGCGGGCCGAUGCUGCGCGAGACAUGGGGCAAAGAGGCGCUGCACUGGGCCGCGACGUGCCCAGUGCGCCGCGCCGCGUGCUGUAGCUUUGAGGUGCUGCGCGCGCUGCACAUGCCUCUGCAGCCGCCCAUCUUUGCCGAGCUCGUCGCGCGUCUCGCCGGGACGAUUGCGAAUGCCAGCGUGGAGAUCCAGGCGUACGCAAUCCAAGUGCUCAACACGCUCCAGACCAUGGCGCGGCACACCGACCGCCUCCCCCUUACCAUCCUCGCGGGCGUUUUCUGGGCCGCAUGCGCUGCCGCAUCGACCACGGUCGAGGCCGAGUUUCCCAUCGUCCUCACGCUCUUGAACACGGUGCUCGAUCGCGCGGACUUGAGCGACCCGCGCACCGCGCAUGUUCUCCUGGCGCAGCGCCCGCCCACCUGGGACGCCGCCACGCCGAGCCUGCAGCGCUUGAUUGUGCGGGGAAUGCGCAGCGAAAUGCACAGCCAAGCAUCAUUCGCACUCCUCAUCCGCUUUGCCAGUAUCGACGCGCGCCUCGUCGCGCAGAAUGUGCAGGAAGGUGUAGCUAAUUUGCUUGCGGCGGGCCUGCCGUGGUGCAUGCAGGCCGUGGAGCUGCGCACGGCCUGCACGCACGGCGCGGAAUUUCACUCGCUCGAGCCGGCCACCGUCGACGCGUUCGGCAAUGCACUCGCGCACCUCGCCGAGCUUGCGCAACGGCCGGACAUUGCGCGGAUCGCAACCUCGAUCGCGCGCGCGCGCUUUCGGAGCCACGAGGAACUCGCGCGCCAAGCGGCAUCGUGCCUCGUGCACAGCGUCACGAGCCAGCAGGUGCAUGCGACGCAAGUGUGCCGCUUGUUUCUCGAUCUCUUGUACGGGAGCCACACGUGGGUGUCGCGCCAGACGCUGCGUGGCCUCUCGGCGUACCUCGCCGCGCUCCGCACGCACGGCGAAGACCAGGCGCUUGUGCCGCUCGGCGCACAGCUGAUGGAGUCGCUGCUACGGCUGCUGAGCACGCCGCUUGCGCCGCUUGCGCUGCAUGUGCUGGACGCGUCGCCAUUGGCACACCAUGCGCCCCACGAAGAGGCCGCGCCGCAUCUUCGCGCGCCGCCACUCGCUGGGUGGGGCGCCGCAAGUGCACGCGAAGAUGCGGUGCGCACGCGAACGAAUAUGCACGCACUUUCGUGCGCAUGGGACGCCUCGCUCGACACGCAGCCCGAGCGGGCAUCUGUUUCGGACGCGAUGCCGAACGCAGCGCUGGGCGAUUUGGCGUCGCAGCUCGACGACUUGGCGAGCUACUUUGGCCAGGACGAUGCCGAGCAUGCGGGGCCGCGGCAUACAGAGCACGUCGCGAAAAUCCUCGCGCGGUCGAUGUAUAGGACACGCGACUCGGUCUUGUUUGCCGCUGCGCCGCCGCCGCCGGAUGCAGCGCCCGCAGAGACUUUCCACGGCGCGGAUACCGCCAGUGGCCCAGCGAUGCGCGCGCCUGACCCCGCUUCUCUCCCGCAAACGCUCCACGGCCCCUUUUGCGGCGGCGCGGAAAAAGACGAUGCACCGGUGCUGCGGCACUGCGAUUCGAGCUAG